CAAAAAUCCAAGGGGCGUCUGGCUUCACCGUGCUUUCACACAUGACUUCUCCCUUUUCUGCGGUGUCUAUGGCAACAGCACCAACAACAUAAGCUAAUAUGUCGGAGCCGAUGAUGGAGAAAGAAAGUCAGUCAACCAGACGAGUUUUCAUCAACAAUAUAGACUCAUACUCAUCCAAGUAUAUCGCCAUGUUUCUAUGUGAACGUGUUGUGGGAGCAGCUGUGGACCCUGAUGAUGGUGAGGUGGAGACUGAGGAAGAGGAAAGGAUGGAGUCGGGAGCUCUUCAGCUUGUUGGAAGUGUUUCUGAUCAAUCUGUCCAGGACAGACCACAUGUGCUGGAGGAGUAUUUCAACCUGGACAGGGAGGAGCUCCUUCCAAAACUGAUGAACUGUGAUGUUAUCAUCUACAACAUCAGCCAGCACAGUGAGCAGGUGGAGGAAGCCUUGUGGGUUGUCUCAGCUCUUCACAAGGAAAUGGCCAUUUUUUCUGGACCAAAGAUGUUCAUUCUCAUCUCCACAGUGAUGACCUGGGCGAGAAGCAAGCUAGUCAAUCCCACAUCGUGGCUGGGACAAAAACAUGAAAUACCUGUCUUUGGAGAUGGCAACAAUAUCCUGCCCACCAUUCACAUCAAGGACCUAGCAAGUGUGAUUAAGAAAGUGAUUGAACAUCAACCCAAGCCAUAUUACCUGCUGGCUGUGGACUAUUCCAACAACACCAUGGAAGAGAUUGUGAAGACAGUUGCCUCUGUACUUGGACCAGCGAAGAUCAAGAAAAAGCCAAUUGAAGAAGCCUUCCUCAUACAGGACUUAAGUAUAACGGAAAUUGAUUCCAUGCUGGUGAACCUUUGCAUGGAGAGUGUCUACCUCAAAGAACUGCUCUCUAUCAACUGGUUGUGUGAGUCUGGUUUGGUGGAUCAAAUAGAGCUGGUGGUGGAGGAGUAUCGGCAGACCAGAAAAUUGCUGCCUAUCCGCCUGUGUGUACUAGGCCCUCCUGCAGUGGGGAAAAGUACAGUGUCAAAACUGAUCUGUGAACGUUACAAGCUCCACCACAUUACACUGGAGGAGACCAUCUCUGAAACCAUCACAGAACUAGAAAAUACUGUGAAGAAUUCUGAUGUAGAUGCAGAGAAUGAGGAUUCAGCAGCAGAAGCCCAGGAGUUGCUCCACACCCUGAAGGAUAACAUGGAGCAGAAUGGAGGCCUUUUGGAUGAUGAGCUGUUGGUAAAGGUGCUGAAGGAUAAGCUGAUGUCUAACCAAUGCAGAAAUCAGGGCUUUGUUCUGGACGGCCUUCCCAAAACAUAUGAACAAGCUAAAGAGCUCUUUAGUGCUGAUGAGCAUGAAUCAGAGGAUGGAACAUCCCAGAUGUCUUCAUAUAACAGGAAGAUGUUGCCAGAGUUUGUGCUGUGUCUGGAUGCGUCAGAUGCUUUCCUGAAGGAUCGAGUGAUGAACCUGCCCGAGAGGCUGGUGCAGGAGCACAGCUACAAGCAGGAGCAGUUCCUGCAACAGCUUGCCAGAUACAGAGAAAACAGCUUGGAGGGUGAAACUGUUGUCAACUACCUUGAUGAGCUGGAUGUAGCCCCUCUGUACCUGGAGGUCACCAGCAGUGAUGAACCUGAUCACCUGCUGCUGAUGCAGAGGAUCUGUGACACCGUGGGCAAGCCCAGGAACUACGGCCCCAACAGCCAGGAGGUGGAGGAGGAGCAGAGGAAAAGGGCUGAGGAGAAGAUGAUUAGAGAAUCUCAGGAGAGGGCACAAGAGGAGCAGAGGGAGGUGGAGGAGGCCAGACAGAGAGCUACAUGCUGGGAGGAGUGGGGUUUGGAGGAGGUGAGGCAGCAGGAGGAGGAGCUGCUGCAGGCCCAGUCAGUCCCUAUAAGGAAUUACCUGCUGGAGCAUGUCAUGCCCACUCUGACCCAGGGUCUGAUCGAAUGCUGCACAGCACAACCACCGGACCCCGUGGACUUCCUGGCAGAGUUCCUGUUUAAAAACAGCCCGUCAGACUAUUAAAAGUGGAGGUCAUUACUUGUGGUUUCACACACACACACACGAUACAAAUACAGACCAAUAAUUUAAAUAAAAUCCUUUUUCCCUUCCCAAUCUCCCUGAGUUCUUAAGGAUAAUAAAAACUAGUACCAG
Molecule: messenger RNA, 2132 nt
Organism: Paralichthys olivaceus (Japanese flounder)
Lineage: Eukaryota; Metazoa; Chordata; Actinopteri; Pleuronectiformes; Paralichthyidae
Source: RefSeq, a predicted model, not a curated record